Messenger RNA from Lycium ferocissimum, 762 nucleotides. RefSeq lists its product as uncharacterized. The record is from RefSeq and is a predicted model, not a curated record. The transcript is spliced from 2 exons. The coding region runs from base 1 to 762 and encodes 253 amino acids. NCBI's taxonomy places the organism in Eukaryota, Viridiplantae, Streptophyta, Magnoliopsida, Solanales, Solanaceae.
AUGGGUGAACUUACAACAGGUAGAGGCUUGCAUCAAGAACUUGGUCUUAUAAGAUCUGGUGAUACUCGUUGGGGAUCUCACUACAAAUCCUUUUGUAAUUUUAUUCUUAUGUUUGCCUCUAUUAUUGAUGUUCUUGAUGCAUGUUCUCCAGAUGAAAGUGCUAAGGAUAUUGCAAAUGCUAUGCUACUCGUUAAAGUAGCAAAGAGAAUGUUGCAAUCGUUAAGGGAGGAUGCCUGGGAUGCGCUUAUUGAUAAGGUAUCUACAUUUUGUAUAAAGUAUAACAUUUUGAUUCCUAAUUUUGAAGAGCCAUAUGUUAACUCUGGAAGAUCAUGGCGUAAACCUGCUGAUCAUACGGUCUUACAUCAUUAUCGUUAUUAUAUGUUCUAUAAAAUUAUUGAUUGGCAACUUCAAGAACUCAGUGAUCGUUUUAACGAGGUGACUACUGAUUUGCUUCAUGGAGUUGCUUGUUUGAAUCCAAUUGACUCAUAUUCUAGUUUUAACAUCAGGAAGAUAAUGAGAAUGGCUGAAAAUUAUAUCCUGAUGACUUUAAUGAAUUUAGUAUGGGUUCUCUUGAGAAUCAGCUUGCGACAUACAUUAUUGAUGUCUGUGAUAUUGAUGAAAGGUUUGCCAAGAAAACUAGUUCUCAAGAAAACAAGUUCAGAAGCACUUAAACUUUCCUCUCGUAUUCCGCUUAGUGAAAGUUUUUUACUUGCCCGCCUUGCAUCCGUUGAAAGAGGCGUUUUCGGCAAUGAAGUUUAUUAA